AAGAAAAUACACAGCGCACAACGAUAAAUGUGCCCAGUAAAUCAGCUGAUCGUGUGCUUCCUUGUUCUCCUGUUAUACGAAGUAUUUUCUGAGACUCGCAUUACUAACUGGACGAAUAAAAAAGACAGUGAAAAUGAGUGCGUCAACGAUCGAAAAUAGUGAAUAUUGUGACUAUCGCAGUCCCUUGGCAAUAAGAUACGCCUCGAAGGAAAUGCGCUAUAACUUCAGCGAUCAAUAUAAGUUCAGCACGUGGCGGAAACUAUGGAUUUACUUGGCCAAGGCAGAGAUGGAGCUGGGCCUAGCUAUCACCCCGGAGCAAAUCGCGGAAAUGGAGGCACACGUGAACGAUAUAGACUUCAAAGCUGCUGCAGAGGAAGAGAAGGCCACCAGACACGAUGUAAUGGCUCACGUUCAUAUUUUUGGAAACCAAUGUCCAAAAGCUGCUCCAAUAAUCCAUUUAGGUGCAACUAGUUGCUACGUCGGUGACAACACGGAUUUAAUAAUUAUUCGUCAAGGUUUCGACAUUCUUCUGCCGAAAUUGGCGAACGUCUUGUCCCGUCUCGCGAAGUUUGCCAUGGAACAUCGGGAUUUACCGACCUUGGGAUUCACUCAUCUUCAACCAGCACAACUUACGACCGUUGGUAAACGAGCUACGCUGUGGCUUCAUGAUCUUCUGAUGGAUGAGAGAGCUCUUCGUCGAGCUAGAGACGAUUUGAAGUUUCGCGGAGUGAAAGGCACAACUGGCACUCAAGCUUCGUUCCUUCAAUUAUUUAAUGGUGAUGAUAAGAAAGUGAAGCAGUUAGAUCAACUGGUAACUAAAAUGGCUGGAUUCGAUAAACACUAUCUUGUAACAGGACAAACAUACAGCAGAAAAGUCGACGUAGAAUGCUUAAAUGCGCUAAGCUCUUUAGGUUCUACUGUCCACAAGAUCUGUAGUGAUAUUCGAUUACUGGCGAAUAUGAAAGAAGUCGAGGAACCGUUCGAGAGCACUCAAAUUGGAUCAAGUGCAAUGCCAUACAAAAGGAACCCAAUGCGUUCAGAGAGGUGUUGUAGUAUAGCAAGACACUUGAUGACUUUGGCCAAUAAUGCUCUACAAACGGCAGCCAGUCAAUGGAUGGAAAGAACGCUAGAUGAUUCUGCUAAUCGAAGAAUUACUUUAUCCGAGGCGUUCUUGUCAGCGGAUGUGAUCGUAAUGACUCUUCAAAAUAUUACGGAAGGCAUGAUCGUUUACCCCAAAGUUAUCGCCAGCCAUAUCGCACAAGAAUUGCCUUUCAUGACUACGGAAAAUAUAAUAAUGGCUAUGGUAAAAGCAGGAGGCGAUAGACAAGUUUGCCACGAAAAAAUAAGAGUUCUGUCUCAAGAAGCUGGUGCACAGGUGAAGCAACACGGCAAAAACAACGAUCUAGUGGACAGGAUCAAGAAAGAUCCGUAUUUUGCCCCGAUCCUUAAUCAACUGGAUAAUCUUUUGGAUCCGCGUACGUUCGUUGGUAGAGCACCUCAACAGGUCAUCGAAUUUUUAGAAGAAGAAGUCAAUCCUGUGCUCGAGAAGUACAAAGGGAUUUUAGGCGGAAAGGUGGAACUCAACAUUUGACCCAACAAAAAUAGGAUUUUUUAUUCUCUAAGGAAGGAAGGUUUCUAGAGAAGUUCGUGAUGUUUUAUAAAUGUUUUAUAAAAAGUUUCGUCAAAUGUUGUCUGUUAUUUUUACGUGUGUUAGUAUUGUAAACUUUACAGAGAUUAGAACUGAAUAAAACAGAAGGAACGUAAA
Messenger RNA from Bombus pyrosoma, 1765 nucleotides. RefSeq names its product adenylosuccinate lyase (gene Adsl). Bases 134 to 1591 code for a protein of 485 amino acids. The transcript is spliced from 6 exons. Gene Ontology annotation, cellular component: cytosol. Gene Ontology annotation, biological process: 'de novo' AMP biosynthetic process. NCBI's taxonomy places the organism in Eukaryota, Metazoa, Arthropoda, Insecta, Hymenoptera, Apidae. Gene Ontology annotation, molecular function: N6-(1,2-dicarboxyethyl)AMP AMP-lyase (fumarate-forming) activity; (S)-2-(5-amino-1-(5-phospho-D-ribosyl)imidazole-4-carboxamido) succinate lyase (fumarate-forming) activity. The record is from RefSeq and is a predicted model, not a curated record.